Oryza brachyantha (malo sina) is the source of this 3073-nucleotide messenger RNA. Its product is annotated as protein NPGR2. The record is from RefSeq and is a predicted model, not a curated record. Lineage: Eukaryota; Viridiplantae; Streptophyta; Magnoliopsida; Poales; Poaceae. The coding region runs from base 767 to 2845 and encodes 692 amino acids. Gene Ontology annotation, molecular function: protein binding. The transcript has 5 exons.
CUCUCGAUCCCACCGCCUCCCGUUCCGCGGCUUCGUCCGAGUCCCACGAGAUCUCGUCGACGCUUUCCAGCUGCGCCCUCUCCAGGGUUUGGUUGGAAUUUUAGACGGACCGGUGCUCCGAAUUGGAGAGCAAAAUUGGAUUUUGAUUUGCGAGCUGAGUUGUUUGAGGUGAGUUCGUUGAUUGGAAGCUGGGCUUCCUUUCUGUGGUGAAGAUGAUGGAGUUCUUUGUAUAGCUGUUAAUUCUGGUUUUUUUCUGACUCUCCGAGCAAUCGCCCGGUGGCUCUUGAUUCAAUAGUUCGGUCGAGUGAAUUGAACGAAGUUUAAUUGCUAUAGUUAACAUUUGUUUAGUAUGAGUCUUGCAGUUUUCCCUUGAGUUAAUUAUAAUUAAGGCGAUUCUUGAAGUGGUUUUCCAGUGGCUUGACAAUUGUCACUUUGAAUAUUAUUGUUUUGUUUUCUCCAUCUUCUGUUUUUUUUUUGUUGCCGAUGUACAAUUAUCUGGCAUAGCCAUUAAAUUGUGAUAUGCUGAUUGCAUUAGGUACAAACUGUACUCUGUGAAGGACGAUUAUUUAAAUAAUACAACUAUCAGGCUAUGUAAUAAUAUUAUGGUGCACUAACAGUCAUAAAUGGUUCGUCUGUGAAUAAUGUUAAUUAGCACGUACUUGCAACAGGAGUGAAUGAAAAUGGAGUAGGAAAGUAUUGAGGUGGGGUUUAUUCAGUAAAAUUAUUUUGUUGGCUGGCAAUGCAGUGCCUGUGCCCUGGGUCCUAGAUGAACAGAACUGAAAAAGGGGUAAAGUCAUCAGAGAUAAGCAGGUACUCGUCUUCGAAUGGCGAGAUCAAGCAGCAGAUCAACAAUGUCGAUACUGAAGAAGCUGACUUCCCUCUCCAGCAGGGAGGUUCCCUUAACAGUAAGGAGGCAAGAGCAUUGCUAGGAAAGGUAGAGUACCAAUAUGGGAAUGCUGAAGAAGCACUACGAGUGUUCAGUGGAAUAAAUAUACAUGCUUUAAUACCUAAGGUGAAAACGUCUAUCAUUAGAAAAGUGGACCUGCAAAUGGCCCAUUUACAUUCCAGCUCUCCCUCCUUGCCUUUUCAUGCUGCUAUUCUACUACUGGAGAUUAUAUAUUUCAAAGCCACAUCACUUCGUGAUCUUGGAAAAAUUGAAGAAGCUGCAAAGGAGUGUAGCACCAUACUGGAUGUCGUGGAAUCUGCACUACCUGAGGGUUUGCCAGAUAUCGUUGGUGAUUACUGCAACCUGAAAGCAACAUUAUGCAGAGCUGUUGAAUUGCUUCCAGAGCUAUAUAAAUUAGUGGGUUCUCAUUUUGAAGCUGUCUCUUCAUACAGGAGGGCUCUUUGGAGUAACUGGAACCUUGAUGAAAAAGCAAUAGGUAGAAUACAGAAGGAAUUUGCUGUUCUCCUCCUAUACAGUGGCUCUGAAUUUUGCUCUCCAAAUCUUCGAUGUCAGUUGGAUGGCUCAUUUGUACCUCGGAACAAUUUGGAAGAAGCUAUUCUUCUUUUAAUGCUUCUAUUGAGGAAGUUCAAUCUUAAGAGGCUCGAGAGGGACCCAACCGUGAUGCAUCAUCUGACAUUUGCACUCUCCAUGUCUGCGCAGUUAAAACCACUAGCUGUUCAGUUUGAAGAAUUAUUACCUGGAGAGUUACACAACAGAGAGUGGCUGUACAAUGUUGCUUUGUGCUACCUAGCAGAAGAGGAUGAUCUAAUCGCCCUGAAUCUGCUCAAAAGGAUAUUGAUGUCUGGAGAAGAUUCCAAUAGCCUCAAAGAACUUCUCCUAGCUUCCAAAAUUUGUUGCGAGAACAGUGUACAUGUUGAAGAAGGUGUUUCGUAUGCACGCAGAGCCCUUGCGAAUCUACAUGGAGGUUGUGAUCAAAUCGAGAUUUCUGCAAACCUCUUACUUGGGAUAUCACUUUCUAAUCAAGCUAGAUUUGCUACAACCAACACAAGGAGAGCUUCUCAGCAGCGUGAAGCAUUGGAAGUGCUUGGUAUUGCUCAAAAAAAGAUGCAUGGUAUAGAUUUCAGGGUAUUGUACAAUCUCAGCCUUGAAAAUGCCAAGCAAAGGAAAUUAGAUACAGCAGUCCUUUAUGCAAAGAAACUGCUGAAAUUAGAGGGUGGAUCAGAACUCAGGACUUGGCUCCUAACUGCUCGAAUAAUGAGUGCUCAAAGACGGUUUGAAGAUGCUGAAUCCAUUGUAAAUGCUGCACUAGAUCAGACUGGGAAGUGGUAUCAAGGAGAUCUAUUGCAAAUUAAAGCCAAAAUGCAGGCUGCACAGGGGAAAUUUAAGAAAGCAGUUGAAAUAUAUACCCGGCUUCUUGCUGUCAUCCAGCUAAGGACAAAAAGUUUUGAUGCUGGCAUUUCUGUGUUAAAGGGCUCUUCGGAUGAUAGAAGUCUGGAGAUAGAGACAUGGUAUGAUCUGGUACUUUUGUAUAUAAGCAUGUCACGGUGGAGGGAUGCAGAACUUUGCAUAUCAAAAAUAAAAGCUAUCAGUCCAUAUUCUGCUUUGGCUUGUCAUGCUACAGGAAAGCUACAUGAAGCAAAAGGUUUUCUAAAGGAAGCUUUUCGAGCAUACUCAACAGCAUUGGACCUUGAACCUAGACAUGUACCAAGUUUGAUAUCGACAGCUAUUGUGCUUCGACGGCUUGGCGAGAGACCCUUGGCUGCUGUAAGGUGUUUCCUAACUGAUGCAUUGCAAUUAGACAGAACAAAUCAUGUUGCAUGGUUCAACCUUGGCUUACUCUACGAAGAUGAAGGCGGCAGCUCAGCACUUGAAGCUGCUGAGUGUUUUCAGACUGCUGCUCUUCUUGAAGAAACUAACCCAGUAGAACCUUUUAGAUGACAUAGUUGUAACCCAUUGAAUGCUGUAGAGAGAUGCCUACAACACAAAGUGCUUUCACAACACAGUCUCGACAUUUUUUCCCUUUCUGAUACAUUUUUUUUUCACCGUUCCAACAUUUCGGAGAGGAGAGUGUGUAAAGUGCAUAAAUUAUAAACACAUGUAUAAUCGUUACCAUGUUUUGUUGACACAAUAUUGAUAUUAUAGCAUGAUGCAAACUCAUGUUCAGUC